CAAGCCGCUGUGCGCCGUCGCCGCGGGCCGAGCGCGGGCUGCGGGCGAGCAGGGCGCUGCGCAGACUCCGCAGGCGCGAGCGGGAGGGGUCGGGGCGCGGCGCGGCGCGGCGCGGGCGGCUCCGGGCCCAGGUGAAUGGAGUAACCUGACAGCGGGAACGAGGCGACGGCGAGCGGCAGGAAAUGGCGGCGGCGGCGGCGGCGCCGGGCGGCACCGGGAGGCCUGGGCUGUGACGCGCGCGCCGGAGCGGGGUCCGAUGGUUCUGGAAGGCCCGCGGCGCCCAGUGCUGCAGGUUACCUAGGGUAUGCAUAAAUACAGACUUGGAAACUCUGAAAGACCUUAGAGUCAGCAUUUCGAGAGCUGAAGCUUGGGCAUGCUGUGAGUUACCCAUAAGCUAUCACAAUGUCAGAAUGCAGUUCAGACAGCAGCAGAGCAGCGCUCGCAGACAUUAAAACGUAAGCUGUGCUAGAACAAAAUGCAAUGAAAGAAACACUGGAUGAAUGAAAAGCCCUGCUUUGCAGCCCCUCAGCAUGGCAGGCCUGCAGCUCAUGACCCCUGCUUCCUCACCAAUGGGUCCUUUCUUUGGACUGCCAUGGCAACAAGAAGCAAUUCAUGAUAACAUUUAUACGCCAAGAAAAUACCAGGUUGAGCUGCUGGAAGCAGCUCUGGACCAUAACACCAUUGUGUGCUUGAACACUGGCUCAGGGAAGACGUUCAUCGCGGUCCUGCUCACCAAAGAGCUGGCCCAUCAGAUCAGGGGCGACCUCAACCCGCACGCAAAAAGGACUGUGUUCCUCGUCAACUCUGCAAACCAGGUUGCUCAACAAGUGUCAGCUGUCAGGACUCACUCAGAUCUCAAGGUUGGAGAGUACUCAAACCUACAAGUAAAUGCAUCUUGGACAAAAGAGAGAUGGAGCCAAGAGUUUACUAAGCACCAGGUUCUCAUUAUGACUUGCUAUGUCGCCUUGAAUGUUUUGAAAAAUGGUUACUUAUCACUGUCAGACAUUAACCUUUUGGUGUUUGAUGAGUGUCAUCUUGCGAUUCUAGACCACCCCUAUCGUGAAAUUAUGAAGCUCUGUGAGAGUUGUCCGUCAUGCCCUCGAAUUUUGGGACUAACUGCUUCCAUUUUAAAUGGGAAAUGUGAUCCAGAGGAAUUGGAAGAAAAGAUUCAGAAACUGGAGCAGAUUCUCAAGAGUGAUGCUGAGACGGCGACCGACCUGGUGGUCCUGGACAGAUACACUUCUCAGCCUUGUGAGAUUGUGGUAGAUUGUGGACCAUUUACUGACAGAAGUGGGCUUUAUGAAAGAUUGCUGAUGGAGUUAGAAGAAGCACUUGAUUUUAUCAAUGAUUGUAAUGUAUCUGUACAUUCAAAGGAAAGAGAUUCUACUUUGAUUUCCAAACAAAUCCUCUCAGACUGCCGCGCAGUGUUGGUUGUUCUGGGACCCUGGUGUGCAGAUAAAGUGGCUGGGAUGAUGGUAAGAGAACUUCAGAAGUACAUCAAACAUGAGCAAGAGGAGCUCCACAGGAAGUUCUUAUUGUUUACAGACACUUUGCUAAGGAAAAUACAUGCACUGUGUGAAGAGUACUUCUCACCUGCCUCACUUGACCUGAAGUAUGUAACUCCCAAAGUCAUGAAAUUGCUCGAGAUCCUGCGCAAAUACAAGCCCUAUGAGCGACAGCAGUUUGAAAGUGUUGAGUGGUACAAUAACAGGAAUCAGGAUAAUUACGUGUCCUGGAGUGAUUCUGAGGACGACGACGAUGAUGAAGAAAUUGAAGAGAAAGAAAAGCCAGAGACAAAUUUUCCUUCUCCAUUUACCAAUAUUCUAUGUGGGAUUAUUUUUGUAGAAAGAAGAUACACAGCAGUUGUCCUAAACAGAUUGAUAAAGGAAGCUGGCAAACAAGAUCCAGAGCUGGCUUAUAUCAGCAGCAACUUUAUAACUGGACACGGCAUUGGAAAGAACCAGCCUCGCAGCAAACAGAUGGAGGCGGAGUUCAGAAAGCAGGAGGAGGUACUUAGGAAAUUUCGAGCUCAUGAGACCAACCUGCUCAUUGCAACAAGUGUUGUAGAAGAAGGUGUGGAUAUUCCCAAGUGCAAUUUGGUGGUUCGUUUUGAUUUGCCUACAGAGUAUCGAUCAUAUGUCCAGUCUAAAGGACGAGCACGAGCGCCGAUCUCUAAUUAUGUAAUGUUAGCAGAUACAGACAAGAUAAAGAGCUUUGAAGAAGACCUCAAGACCUACAAAGCUAUAGAAAAGAUCUUAAGAAACAAGUGUUCAAAGUCAGUGGAUGCUGCUGAGGCUGACGUCCAUGCUGUUGUAGAUGAUGAUGAUGUUUUCCCGCCAUAUGUAUUGAGGCCUGAUGAUGGGGGUCCUCGAGUCACAAUCAACACUGCCAUUGGACACAUCAACAGAUAUUGUGCUCGAUUACCAAGUGAUCCGUUUACGCAUCUAGCUCCCAAAUGUAGAACCCGAGAAUUGCCUGAUGGUACAUUUUAUUCAACUCUUUAUCUUCCAAUUAACUCACCUCUUCGAGCCUCCAUUGUUGGUCCACCGAUGGACAGUGUACGGUUGGCUGAAAGAGUGGUAGCUCUCAUUUGCUGUGAAAAACUGCACAAAAUUGGUGAACUGGAUGAACACUUGAUGCCAGUUGGGAAAGAGACUGUUAAAUAUGAAGAAGAGCUGGACUUACAUGAUGAGGAGGAGACCAGUGUUCCCGGGAGACCAGGGUCCACAAAACGACGGCAGUGCUACCCCAAAGCAAUUCCAGAGUGCUUGAGGGAGAGUUACCCCAAACCCGAUCAGCCUUGUUACCUGUAUGUGAUAGGAAUGGUCUUAACUACCCCCCUCCCUGACGAACUCAACUUCAGGCGGCGGAAGCUCUACCCACCUGAGGACACCACAAGAUGCUUUGGGAUCCUGACAGCCAAACCCAUACCUCAGAUUCCUCACUUUCCUGUGUAUACACGCUCUGGAGAGGUCACCAUAUCCAUCGAGCUGAAGAAGUCUGGUUUCACAUUGUCUCAACAAAUGCUCGAGUUGAUUACAAGACUGCACCAGUAUAUAUUCUCACAUAUUCUUCGGCUUGAGAAGCCUGCCCUAGAGUUUAAACCUACAGGCGCUGAGUCAGCAUACUGUGUUCUACCUCUUAAUGUUGUUAAUGACUCCAGCACUUUGGACAUUGACUUUAAAUUUAUGGAGGAUAUCGAGAAGUCGGAAGCUCGGAUAGGCAUUCCCAGCACCAAGUAUUCAAAGGAAACACCGUUUGUUUUUAAGUUAGAAGAUUACCAAGAUGCAGUGAUCAUUCCAAGAUACCGCAAUUUUGAUCAGCCUCAUCGAUUUUACGUAGCUGAUGUGUAUACUGAUCUUACCCCACUCAGUAAAUUUCCUUCCCCUGAAUAUGAAACUUUUGCAGAAUAUUAUAAAACAAAGUAUAACCUUGACCUGACCAAUCUCAACCAGCCACUGCUGGAUGUUGACCACACAUCUUCCAGACUGAACCUUUUGACACCUCGGCAUUUGAAUCAGAAGGGGAAAGCACUUCCUCUAAGCAGUGCUGAGAAGAGGAAGGCCAAAUGGGAAAGUCUGCAGAACAAACAGAUACUGGUUCCGGAACUCUGUGCUAUACAUCCAAUCCCAGCAUCACUGUGGAGAAAAGCAGUUUGUCUCCCCAGCAUACUGUAUCGCCUUCACUGCCUUCUGACUGCAGAGGAACUAAGAGCUCAGACAGCCAGCGAUGCUGGUGUGGGAGUCAGAUCACUUCCUGCGGAUUUUAGAUACCCUAACUUAGACUUUGGGUGGAAAAAAUCUAUUGAUAGCAAGUCUUUCAUCUCAACCUGUAACUCCUCGUUGGCUGAGAGUGAUAAUUACUGUAAGCACAGCACAACUGUAGUCCCUGAAAAUGCUGCACAUCAAGGUGCUACUAGACCCUCCUUAGAAAACCAUGACCAAAUGUCUGUGAACUGCAAAAGGUUGCCCGCUGAGUCACCUGCUAAGCUCCAAAGUGAGGUUUCAACGGAUCUUACAGCAAUUAAUGGUCUUUCUUACAAUAAAAACCUUGCCAAUGGCAGUUAUGAUUUAGUUAACAGAGACUUUCGCCAAGGAAAUCAGCUGAAUUACUUCAAGCAGGAAAUACCUGUACAACCAACUACCUCAUAUCCCAUUCAGAAUUUAUACAAUUAUGAGAACCAGCCCAAGCCCAGCAAUGAAUGUCCUCUACUGAGUAAUAAGUACCUUGAUGGGAACGCUAACACAUCUACCUCAGAUGGAAGCCCCGCGGUGUCCACGAUGCCUGCCAUGAUGAAUGCUGUUAAAGCACUCAAGGACAGGAUGGACUCUGAGCAGAGCCCUUCUGUUGGGUACUCCUCAAGGACUCUUGGCCCCAAUCCGGGACUGAUUCUCCAGGCUCUGACCCUGUCAAAUGCCAGCGAUGGGUUUAACCUGGAGCGGCUUGAGAUGCUUGGCGACUCCUUUUUAAAGCAUGCUAUCACCACAUAUCUGUUUUGCACGUACCCUGAUGCUCAUGAGGGCCGCCUUUCAUACAUGAGAAGCAAAAAGGUCAGCAACUGUAACCUGUAUCGCCUUGGCAAGAAGAAGGGACUGCCCAGCCGCAUGGUGGUGUCGAUAUUCGAUCCUCCUGUGAAUUGGCUUCCUCCUGGUUAUGUGGUAAACCAAGACAAAAGUAACUCAGAGAAAUGGGAAAAGGAUGAAAUGACAAAAGACUGCUUGCUGGCUAAUGGCAAACUGGGUGAGGCCUGUGAGGAGGAGGAGGACCUGACGUGGAGGGCCCCCAAGGAGGAGGCCGAGUAUGAAGACGACUUCCUGGAGUAUGACCAGGAGCACAUCCAGUUCAUAGACAGCAUGUUAAUGGGCUCAGGAGCCUUUGUGAAGAAAAUUUCUCUUUCUCCCUUUUCAACCUCUGAUUCUGCAUACGAAUGGAAACUGCCCAAAAAGUCCUCCUUGGGCAGCAUGCCGUUUUCCUCAGGCCUUGAGGAUUUUGAUUACAGCUCUUGGGAUGCGAUGUGCUAUCUGGACCCUAGCAAAGCCGUUGAAGAGGAUGACUUUGUAGUAGGUUUCUGGAAUCCAUCAGAAGAAAACUGUGGCGCUGACACAGGGAAGCAGUCCAUUUCUUACGACUUGCACACGGAGCAGUGCAUUGCCGACAAGAGCAUAGCGGACUGUGUGGAGGCCCUGCUGGGCUGCUACUUAACCAGCUGCGGUGAGAGGGCUGCUCAGCUCUUCCUCUGUUCGCUGGGGCUGAAGGUGCUCCCAGUCAUCAAAAGGACCAGCCGGGAGAAGGCCUUGGACCCUGCUCAGGAGACUGUAAGCAGCCAACAAAAGAGCCUUUCAGGGAGCUGUGCCGCUAUGGUUGGCCCGCGUUCCUCUGCAGGGAAAGACUUGGAGUACGGCUGCUUGAAGAUCCCACCGAGGUGUAUGUUUGACCAUCCAGAUGCAGAGAAAACCCUGAACCACCUGAUAUCUGGGUUUGAAAAUUUUGAGAAGAAAAUUAACUAUAGAUUCAAGAAUAAGGCUUAUCUUCUGCAGGCUUUUACACACGCCUCCUACCACUACAACACUAUCACUGAUUGUUACCAGCGCUUAGAAUUCCUGGGAGAUGCGAUUUUGGACUACCUCAUAACCAAGCACCUUUAUGAAGACCCACGGCAGCAUUCUCCAGGGGUCCUGACUGACCUGCGCUCUGCCCUCGUCAAUAACACCAUCUUUGCAUCAUUGGCUGUGAAGUAUGACUACCACAAGUACUUUAAAGCUGUCUCUCCUGAGCUCUUUCAUGUUAUUGAUGACUUUGUGAAGUUUCAGCUUGAGAAGAACGAAAUGCAAGGAAUGGACUCUGAGCUUAGGAGAUCCGAGGAGGAUGAGGAGAAAGAAGAGGAUAUCGAAGUCCCCAAGGCCAUGGGGGACAUUUUUGAGUCUCUUGCUGGUGCCAUUUAUAUGGACAGUGGGAUGUCUCUGGAGGUGGUCUGGCAGGUGUACUAUCCGAUGAUGCAGCCUCUAAUAGAAAAGUUUUCUGCAAAUGUGCCUCGUUCUCCAGUGAGAGAAUUGCUCGAGAUGGAACCAGAAACUGCCAAGUUUAGCCCAGCAGAGAGAACUUACGAUGGAAAGGUCAGAGUCACCGUGGAAGUGGUGGGAAAGGGGAAAUUUAAAGGCGUUGGCCGGAGCUACAGGAUCGCCAAGUCUGCUGCAGCACGAAGAGCCCUCCGCAGCCUCAAAGCUAACCAGCCUCAGGUUCCUGACAGCUGAAGCUUCUGGACUCACAGGCGGCAAGACAGCGGGCCAGAACCACAGCUCCACGGCCCAAGGACGGUUCGGGCUGACACAGGACAGGAAAACUGAAGGCAGAAUUUAAAGUCUGAUAAUGAGAUAGAUAUCAGAAUAAAACAUUUAAUAUGUGUAUAAACUCUUUGGAACUAACUGUAGCUUUAGUUUUUGCGCACACACAAUCUUGUCUUCUUUCCCCCCUGCUUUGUUUAGUCACAGGGGUGCUUUAUGCUGGUGUUUAUUAGCAAGUUUUUAAAGUCAUUUUGACAGGUUUUUUGUUUUUGUUUAUUUUGACAUUUAAUUUCUGUCGACUUUGCUUGGUGUUAGAGACCACGGAGCUUAGCCUCUUAGUCCCAGAACUGGGUCGUCCUGACCUUGCGGUCCCUUACACUAGUACCUGUCCUGCGGUGUCAAGCCCAACAAAAAGGGAACAGUGUGCAAAGGAAGCUUCCGUGCUGUGGAGGGCAGUGGAGGAAGGGGCAGGGCGGACCCCCGGUGCUGUUGUACGGAAUAGUAAGGGACAGAUUUUGAGUCAGUGUUGGCCGUUGGUGAGUUGAGGCCAGGUUUUCAGAUGCACAUAGUGCUGCAUAGAGGAUUCUUGCCUUAAAAGGGAGGACUUGACAGUUUGGUUUUUAUUUUGCCUUCCCCUUAGUAUGCGUUGGAUGAGAUGAGAUGGGGUGACAGCUCACUAGGGCACUUGCAAUGGAACUAUUGCAGGUAGAAUGUCUGUCGCUUGUACUGGAGAGAUUCUAAAACCCAGCAUCAUCAUAGACAGGAUACGUGGCUAGAUGCCUGGUUUUCCUCAGAACUUCCUGCCAGGUGGUCCCAGUGGUGGAAAUGCUUGCCCAGUCAGCUGUUGUUCUGACGAAAUGAGCCUGAGAUGCAGUACACCUAGACACGCCACAGGUUUGUAGUAGGCAGUGUUGCCAGAGUCACCAAAGCUGUGCCGUCAUUCCUAUGGAGUCAGCAUUGUGGCAGACUGCCAGGAACGACCCGUCUGGGGUGGAAGUCACCAGUUUAGAUAAACUAGGUCUUUAGUUCUUCUCAGAAUCAGAGAAAGUAAAGCUGUUUAGGCAUUUGCUGAAGGUCUUGACUGGGCUUGUGGGCCCCUCUUCACUUACACACCUCAGUCCCCUCCCUUUGCCUGCAUUUUCCCGUUGGUGCUAUGUUUAUGUAUCAUGCUUGAAGUUUAAUUUUUUUGCACUGUGACUAUAAUACCUCUUAAUUUACAUUUAAAAAUGCUGUAUGGGUUGCCCAUGCCCUCCCACUGACACACAGGAGAGCUUUGCUGCAAUUCGCCCUCUUACGCUUGAAGUCUCAGCAGGCUGAGCCAGGGUAGCUCGCAUUCCCCACACUUCUCCUGAGGCUGAUGCUUCAUGUAAUGCUGCACUUAGGUUAAGUCACCCGAGAGAGAGAGAGAGAGAGAGAGAGAGAGAGAGAGAGAGAGAGAGAGAGAGAGAGAGAGAGAGAGAGAGAGAGAGAGAUAUGCCAUGUGUGUGCAAGCAAGCACUCGGGCUGUCAGGAACCCCAUGGGAAGGGGAGAGUGAGCUUCUCCAAGCAUUAUGUGCUGUUGCCCAUCUGAAAAGCAGGAUCUGAAUUAUUGUUUGGUGAAAUUAAUUUGGCUGACUCAUCUUAAAUAUUUAAUUCUAACUUGAGAUUGUAGUUGUCUGUUUGAUUUAGAACAUCCCUCUCCCCCAUGCGCGCACACACAAACCUUAAUGCAAGACAUCAUAGCAUGUGCAAACCAGGUGAUCUUUUGAAUGUUGUAGCUGUAAUUUGUAUAGUCAGAUUGUAAGGUGGGGUGGGAUUGUGGGAGGUGGAGUUUGUUGUCCUAUCACAGUCCUUGGGGAUUUAUAAACUACCUGAUUCUCUACAUUGUGAUUCGUACAUUUAUGUCCUGGGAUGGAUGCUCUGGCAUCCUGGCACCAAAAUCAGAUUGUUUCACACUUGGAUUCCUGGUGGAAGAAAAUGCCUCAGUAUAUUUUGUAACAUAAGGAGAGUAUUUUUUGUUAAUAUUGAAAAGUUCAGAAUUGGAUAUGCUUCGCUCAUCCAUUCUCAGGGCUCAAAUGUUUUGCCACUAUUCAGAAUGUUGUAUCAAUAGCAAACUUGGGCUGUUUUUCUUUUUCUUUCUUUCUUUUUUUGUUUUUUGGUUGCUGUUAGAUAAAGGUACCUGAUAACUAGGUUGAAUCAUACUGUGAUUUACCCAGAGACCAAGUUGGAAAAAUCAAAAGUAUGAGUUAGACACGUGAUCAGGAAUGUGUUUGUUUGUGUUGGGGGUUGUCCCCACGCUCACUGGUUGAAAGACUUUGCAUUUUAGAGAAAAAGUUGUUCUGCCCCUCCCUUGAUGGCUCCAUGUGCCUCCUCCACUAGUGUAGCAGGAGGAGGAGACAGCCAGCGCCCGUGAGGAGGGAGCAGUUACACAGACACUGUGGCUGCAUGCAAGCUCGGCGGGCGCUGCACUGUUGGGCCGUCCCCUGUGGCCCCUUUGCAAUCCCAGGCAGGCAGAGUGAGUGAGGCCCUGUCUUCUGUUGGGCUGUGUCUGUGUGGCACAGGCUGGGCAGUGCUCCGGCACUUAACCUAGAGGGGAGGCCGUGCUUGGGCCUCACUGCGGUUCUGACUUGAGAACAUUCUGGGAUGCCUGCAGUUUGUCACACACUUGCACAUUUUAGCUAUUAUUAUUAUUUUUGUCUGCGACAUUUUCUUUUAUCUGUAAAGUUGAAAGCAUGACAGAAAUUUGUUGACUGAACACUUAAUUAUGCUUUUUAAAUAUUUUGGUUACGUUUCUUCUUUUUUCGUUCAUAUUAUGUGAAAUGAUUAAAUUUAGAAUAACCUCUAACACUCCUAUAAUUAUCAUUUAAAAUACCAAUGUUUUUAUUUUCUCGGCAGUAGUCGUCCUCAGAAAGAAGCAGACACGCUGUGUAAUUAGCAGGGACUUGUGGCUGCUUCGGUUCUGCCAUUCAGCUCCCGUCGCUCACUAGCAGCCACCAGACAGUGACCGAGAGCGUGGAGGCCAGUCAAAAACCCACAACCACCUGCUUUGCUCGUGGGCCUGUUGCUUUAAAACUACUCCUUGCUCGGUGAAGGCACCUAGUCCUCCUGCAUAAACUUACUGCUGGCAAUCCGAGGCCUUGCAUCUUUAUUUCACAGACCCUGAGCUGAGCCUACAGUCGCAUCCUUAGCCAACUCGGGCUCUGUGUGUCUCCUCUGUGCUUAACAAUGCCCAAGAACCCAUAGCUUCCCAUCUGCUGAUUGCUUCUCUGGAAUUUAAUUAUUUCUCAAUAAAUUCUGUAUUUUACAUUGUACAUGAGACAUUUUAAAGAUAUGUUUGAGACCAAGGAUAGUUAAAAUGACUGUAAAGGUGGUGUGUCUGCCAUGGAGACCAAGUGCUGUCCACUGGUGGGGAAAAUGAUCACCUCAAACUAAUUUGCAGUUAUUAUUUGACUUAUUAUUUUCUUGUCUGUUUUUCUUUGAUAAACAACCACAGACAGUUUAAAUGUCAUACAUGGCCCCAGAAUUUGCCUUGGCUGCUGGUUCCGUAGCAAAAGCACAGAGGUGAAUGGGAAGAACACUUCUGCCUUUUCUGCUGUAAAUAAAGGGAAAUGACUAACGGAGUCAGGCUGAGUGUUCUGCUGACAAUGAAUGAAGUCUGUCACAGCACACCCUGCAGCCUCCUAAAGAAACACGCGUCCGUGCACGCAGCUACCACUGCAGAGCUGCGUCGGCACCUGCUGACCAGUUACCUUUAGCUUUUCCGUUUUGUUUCGUUUCGUUUUGUUUUUUCUUUUUAAUAAUCGUAGCCAAUAAAGUUAUUGUCUGUUCACA
Molecule: messenger RNA, 10091 nt
Organism: Mus pahari (shrew mouse)
Lineage: Eukaryota; Metazoa; Chordata; Mammalia; Rodentia; Muridae
Gene: Dicer1
Product: dicer 1, ribonuclease III
Exons: 29
Coding region: 501-6251 (1916 amino acids)
Biological process (GO): rRNA processing; apoptotic DNA fragmentation; pre-miRNA processing
Cellular component (GO): nucleus; cytoplasm; RISC complex
Molecular function (GO): RNA binding; ribonuclease III activity; deoxyribonuclease I activity
Source: RefSeq, a predicted model, not a curated record